This is a messenger RNA of Phaethon lepturus (White-tailed tropicbird), 879 nucleotides long. RefSeq names its product microcephalin 1 (gene MCPH1). Gene Ontology annotation, biological process: mitotic cell cycle. NCBI's taxonomy places the organism in Eukaryota, Metazoa, Chordata, Aves, Phaethontiformes, Phaethontidae. The annotation marks the transcript as partial. The record is from RefSeq and is a predicted model, not a curated record. The transcript has 7 exons.
CACAAAUGUAUGCAACCAAAAGACUUUGUGGAAAAAACUCCAGAAAAUGAUAGAAAGCUUCAGAGAAGACUGGACCAGAUGGCUAAAGAAUUAGCUGUACAAAAGACAGCAAUUAAUGAUGAAACUGAUGUACCAGUUUUACUAUUUGAAGACAAUGGUUCACUUGUAUACAGCCCUGUUAGUAAGAUAAAAGAUCAGUGCAGUGCAAUGGAAAGAAGAAUAAAGGAAAUGAAGGAAAAAAGAGAAAAUCUUUCUCCUACUGCUUCACAAAUGUCUCAAAUACCUCCAAGUGGUUCACCAGGAGACUGCCCGCUGUCUACUUGUGUCUUAGCUAAUUCAGAAGAUGCAUUGUUACCAGGAGAACAAAUGGAAGACUGCUUGAACUCAAGUUAUGAUUAUCUUUGGGGAACUGAUAAAUUAAAGAGACAGAAAACAGAGGUAGUAAAACAUGCCUGUGAUACUUGGACUGAUAUUCAUGUAUCCAUGAGUGCGUCAGUGAAUUCUCCCUCACAUAGCUAUGAGCAGAAGAGCUUAACACCAAAAAAACACAGCAGAAGAAGUCUAGGUGGUGAAAAUGAAGUUUCAGAGUGUCAUGUUGCUGAUGGCCCUUGCAAAGUUUUUAAUGAGCAAAAGACUAAGCAAAAUGGGGCGUUAAGAAAACCUAGAAGACUCCAAAAGCCAACAAGGACACUAGUUAUGACGAGUAUGUCUUCUGAGAAACAAAAUACAGUAAUUCAGGUGGUGAAUAAACUUGGAGACUUUUUAUUCUCAGAUGAUGUAUGUGAAACAACAAGUCAUGUAGUUGCAGGGAGUCCUCGUCGUACCUUGAAUGUUAUGCUGGGAAUUGCUCGUGGGUGUUGGAUUGUUUCUUAUGAAUGG